GGCCGUGAGGGGACUCCAGUCUACGAGAAUCUGCUUCUUGAAUGUUCAGUUACGCGUGAGGUGUGUCCUGUGUGUCCAUAUGAAGCUCACCACUGCAACCAUCAGGUGCAUUAAGAAAGGGACCGGCAGAAACGCGUUACCAGUACUAAAAGACAACGCAAUGAAGGGAUACAGCAGCACGAGCAGCUGUAGUGAAAAUGACGCUUACUAAUCUUUCUCUUUGAAAGAGAAGACUAAGAAAAAAAGGCGAGGGACAGAAGAACUUGGACUGCGGGCGAGAAUAACAUCGCAUGGGGCCAUGAGCGGUGCAGACCCCGCAGCGAACAAACUGUUGAGUUUCAACCAACGCUCAGCGUCGGAGGAUCUUGGGUGCCGGAGAGGAGAGUUCAGCCGGAAACACUAUGGAUCAGUGGAAUUGCUCAUCUCCAGUGAUGCAGACGGGGCCAUACAGAGAGCUGGGCGAUUCAGAGUGGAGAACGGUUCAAUAGAUGAGGCCUCUGACUACACGCCUGGAACAUGGAGGCGAACUGACGUCCAUUUGGAGAACCCAGAGUAUCACACCAGAUGGUACUUCAAGUACUUCCUGGGAAAAGUUCAUCAAAACUACGUGGGGACGGAUGCAGAGAAGAAUCCCUUCUUCCUAUCUGUGGUUCUGUCAGACCAGAACAACCAGAGGGUCCCACAGUAUCGAGCCAUCCUGUGGCGCAAGACGGGAACUCUAAAAAUCAGCCUUCCAUACAGUCCGACAAAAACACUAUCAGUCAAAUCUAUAUUAAGUGCCAUGAACGUGGAUCGUUUUGAAAAGGGCCCAAGGGAAAUCCUUAACCCAGAGAUUCAAAAGGACUUACUGGUGCUGGAGGAGCAAGAGGGCAGUGUAAAUUUUAAAUUUGGUGUUCUUUAUGCCAAAGAUGGACAGUUGACCGAUGAUGAAAUGUUCAGCAAUGAAUCAGGAAGUGAGAAUUUUGAUAAAUUUCUGAAUCUCCUUGGUGACACGAUCUGUCUGCAGGGCUGGGCAGGGUAUCGAGGAGGACUGGACACUAAGAACGACACUACAGGAAUAAAUUCCAUCUACACAGUCUAUCAGGGUCAUGAGCUCAUGUUCCAUGUUUCCACCAUGUUACCUUAUUCGAAAGAGAACAAACAACAGGUAGAGAGGAAGAGACAUAUUGGGAACGACAUUGUGACCAUUGUGUUUCAGGAGGGAGACGACGCCUCUCCGUCCUUCAAACCCUCUAUGAUUCGCUCCCAUUUCACACAUAUUUUUGCCUUAGUUCGAUAUAAUAGCCAGAAUGAUAGUUACAGGUUGAAGAUUUUCUCAGAGGAGAGUGUGCCGCUGUUUGGCCCACCGCUCCCAUCCCCUCCAGUGUUCACACACCACCAGGAGUUCAGGGACUUUUUACUAGUUAAAUUAAUAAAUGGAGAAAAAGCCACUCUUGAGACCCCCACUUUUGCUCAGAAACGUCAGCGCACACUGGACAUGCUGAUCAGAUCCUUGAACCAGGAUCUCAUGCCUGACAUGCCCAAGGUUCCCUUCUCUCCGCAAAACAUGCUGAACCGACGCUCAUUCAGCGAUGUACUGCCAGAGUCACCCAAAUCUGCCCGUAAAAAAGAAGAGGCACGCCAGGCUGAGUUUGUUCGAGUGGGACAGGCAUUGAAGCUGAAAACUAUAGUUCGAGGGGAUGCACCCACCAGUUUAGUCACCACUGGUCUUUGCAGGAAAGAGCCAUGGGAGUCACAGUCAUUCUGCAGUAGCUUCCCGUAUGAUAUAGUCUGUGGAGAUUCAUGGGGACAGUCAUUACUGGUGGCCACAGAUUCAGCAGGGGUUAUGCUGCUGGAGGCCUCAGAUCCACUGUUCUCCAAUGCAGAUUCACCAACCCUGCCUCCAGUGCAGGUAUUUGACAAAACCCUGACUGUCAAACAAAUGCACGUGCUUGAACCUCAGGACCUCCUCAUUGCAAGAGCAGAUAAGGGGAAAGAUGCUCGACUGUAUGUUUACAGACUGAGCACGCUCAAACGGGGAAUAGAGGAGCGCCAGCUUGUCCGCACCAAGUGUGACAGUCGAGAGAACAAGCUUGAGAAAACCAAAGGCUGCCAUCUCUACUCCAUAAACACGCAUCAUGGGGUGGAGCUCAGAAUCGUUGUGGCGAUAAGAAACAAGCUCCUCCUGAUCACCAGGAAACAGUCACGCCUUGAUUGCCUCAGCUCUAUCGCUACAGUCCCAGGGACUACUGACUCACCUGUGGAAGAGUUCCAGUACAUACGGGAGAUCUGCUUAUGUGAUUCACCAGUGGUCAUGGCCCUGGUUGAUGGCCCAACAGGAGAGAAUGAUCACAUGAUCUGUGUGGCCUACAGACAUCAGUUUGACUUGAUCAAUGAGAGUACAGGAGAUGCUUACAGAUUACACCAUGUAGACUCCAACCGGGUGAACUUUGUUGCUGCCAUAGAUGUGUAUGAAGAUGGAGAGGCUGGACUUCUUCUUUGCUAUAACAAUAUCUGUGUCUAUAAGAAGGUGUGUCCGUUUAACGGAGCAACACCCAUGAUUCAGCCCAAUACUUCAGACUUCCAUUUCAGCUGGAACCAAAUGCCCAACGCUAUUGUGUGUGCGUUCCCGUAUAUUCUUGCAUUCACCACUGACUCCAUAGAGAUUCGACUAGUUGUUAAUGGCAACCUAGUAUAUACAGCUGUCGUUCCAGAAUUGCAACUGACGGCGUCCAGAUCUGAUAUCUAUUUCAUCUCGUCAGCACCUAUAAACUCUGCCUCCAACUGUAGCUCCAGAGACACUAGUUCCCAGAGUUCCCCUCAGACUCCGACCGGCUACGAGAUGCCUGUCUUCCCUUCGCCGCUUGGAGAUGAUUGUAUUCGGAUCCCCUACGGCACCAAGCUAUCCCUCUACAUGUCUAAAGACUCUGAAGGCGAAGCUCCCUCAAAACACAUCUAUAAGAUCCCAUUGAGCAACCUAGUUGGACGGAGCAUAGAGAGGCCCCUCAAGUCUCCGUUGGUCAAUAAAGUGCUCACGGCACCUGCCUCCAGUGUGAUCGGCCCCACUCCCGUGAUCGCAAGCACAACCUCCCUCUCACUGUCUCGCAUGGAGAUCAAAGAGAUCGCCAGCCGGACACGGAAAGAACUGCUGGGUUUGACUGAGGAACCCAGCAGUAAAGCUGAUGGUAACUCAGUGAAACAGAGAAGAAUGAGCAAGAAAACCAAGGAGGAAGAACAGAGGAGAACAGCAGAGAUAAGCACCACUGAGCAAGUGGGAAUGGAGUCUGUAGAUGCAGAAACUGAUGUCCAUCAGCUUUGCUCAUCUGGCUCUGAGGUGGAGCCACGAGAUGAUAGCCCACCCACGGCCAGCCCUUUUACCUUCUCCACAUCUUUUGAGGAGGAUAUUCUGGACCUUAAGUGAUGACAAUCACAGUCUGUGGAUCAAAGUGCACCUCUCACCUUACACAUCCUACUACCUUUUACUUUAUAUCAUUCUUAUAUACCAUGUUACGUUGGAUUUUGUGUUUUCCUUAGUCUGCCCACUCAUCUGUGUGCGUAAAUGAAUCCCCAGAGCUUUAAACUUGAAGGAGUUUACAGUGUGGUGAUGUCAAAAUUUACUCCUGGUGGAUGUAUGCAUGUGUGUGUAUGAUCCUGUGAUUACCGUAUAAGAAAGUUAAGUAUAUCAAAAAAUCAGAUUCUCAGCUAUUAUUUCAGAGUUCAGUUUAAAGAAAAAAGAAAAACUGACCAAAAUUGUUAAAAAAUCCCUAGAAUCUCAGUUAGUCAAUAUUUGAUUUAGUUUCUAUGAUUGAUGAGACACAUUCUCCAUCAGCAUUCGGACAAAUUUGUAGCUUUGUAGCAAACUUGUAGCCAUAUGAACAGAAAUAAAAAAUGGCUUGAAAGGUUUGAGCCACAAUUUAAGGUUAAGGCAAAUAUUACUUUUCGCUCCAAGACCUGAAUGUACGAUUGACAUUCCUAAAAACAAUGACAUUUUAGCUCCUUAUUUUGUGUUUUUAAAUGUUUUGUAUGUCUGUGAUUUGUACAUUGUGUGAUUGUUUCAAAGUUGUAAGAAACUCUAUAUGCAUCUUGGACCCGAUGCACAUGAACAUACAAAUGUAAACAUACAUACAUAUAAAUAUAUACCUUUCUAGUUCUAUUGUAUUAUGGAGAAAUAAAACUUAAUUCUUGUGUA
Molecule: messenger RNA, 4168 nt
Organism: Carassius carassius (crucian carp)
Lineage: Eukaryota; Metazoa; Chordata; Actinopteri; Cypriniformes; Cyprinidae
Product: GTPase-activating Rap/Ran-GAP domain-like protein 3
Exons: 31
Coding region: 299-3400 (1033 amino acids)
Biological process (GO): activation of GTPase activity; regulation of small GTPase mediated signal transduction
Cellular component (GO): cytoplasm
Molecular function (GO): GTPase activator activity
Source: RefSeq, a predicted model, not a curated record